Messenger RNA from Synchiropus splendidus (mandarinfish), 3391 nucleotides. RefSeq names its product DNA cross-link repair 1C, PSO2 homolog (S. cerevisiae) (gene dclre1c). The record is from RefSeq and is a predicted model, not a curated record. Gene Ontology annotation, biological process: double-strand break repair via nonhomologous end joining; interstrand cross-link repair; protection from non-homologous end joining at telomere. Lineage: Eukaryota; Metazoa; Chordata; Actinopteri; Syngnathiformes; Callionymidae. Bases 280 to 2190 code for a protein of 636 amino acids. Gene Ontology annotation, molecular function: 5'-3' DNA exonuclease activity; damaged DNA binding. The transcript is spliced from 15 exons.
GACACAAUAUAAUAAAUCCCCAUUAGUAAAAUAUUUAACACUGUACUGUUCUUGCCCGUGUAUGGAUGUCAUUUAAAAAAAAGAUAAAGUUAAACACGACAUCGAUCCUGGCUUGGAAGCCCGUUUGCUGCCUGAUGGUGGCAGUGUUUCACUGGACUCACGUCCGAGGGAAUGAAGAAGAAGAAGUAGGCGGGACAAACAAACCCAGAUGCGAUGUGAUAAACCAGUUUAUCUCGCCUUUCGUUUUGUUCAACGUGUCAGUGAAGUAUCGACGUAAACAUGAGUUCAUUCGCAGGCCGAAUGAGGGAGUACCCUCAUAUAUCUUUGGACCGGUUCGAUCGUGAGAACCUACAUGCCCGGGCGUAUUUCCUCUCCCACUGUCACAAAGAUCACAUGAAAGGACUCAAGGGACCGAUGCUGAAGCGGAAACUACAAUUCAGUGUAACGGUGAGGCUGUACUGCUCUUUUGUCACCAGAGAGCUGCUUCUGAGCAAUCCCAAAUAUGCCUUCUGGAGAGCAUAUAUAGUUGCCUUGGAGGUGGACAGCCCCACUCACAUAUCCCUGGUGGACGAGGCCACAGGCGAGAAGGAGGACGUCCUUGUCACACUGCUGCCUGCAGGGCAUUGCCCUGGCUCAGUCAUGUUUCUGUUGGAAGGCUCCCAUGGAAAUGUGUUAUAUACCGGGGACUUCAGGUUGGCGGUAGGAGAUGCCUCCAGGAUGGAACAUCUACACUCAGGCAGCAGAGUGAAGGACAUUCAGAGCGUUUAUGUGGAUUCCACUUUCUAUGACCCACGGUUCUACCAGAUUCCUUCUCGAGAAGUCUGUCUGAGAGGAAUCUCUCAGCUCAUCGGUAACUGGAUCAGCCAGAGCAAAUAUCAUGUCGUGUGGCUGAACUGCAAAGCUGCAUAUGGAUACGAGUACUUGUUUAUAAACCUGGGCGAAGAGUUUAACACACAAAUUCAUGUCAACAACCUGACGAUGUUCAAAAAAAUGCCAGAGAUCCUGGACUACGUGACGACAGACCGCAGGACUCAGAUCCACGCCUGCAGACACCCAAAGGAUGAGGAGUUCUUUCAGAGCAGCCGGUUGCCAUGUGGCUGCUCUGCUCCGGACGGGACUCCUCUCAACAUCAUCAGCAUCAAACCGUCCACCAUGUGGUUUGGUGAGCGAAUGAAGAAAACCAAUGUUAUCAUUAAAUCUGGAGCCAGCUCAUACAGAGCCUGCUUCAGCUUCCAUUCAUCCUACUCAGAGAUUAAGGACUUCCUGUCGUACCUCAAACCUGUCAACAUUCACCCCAGUGUUGUCCCGAUAGGUCGAACCAGGAGCGAAGUCUCUCAGCUUUUGAACCUGAUGUGCAGGAAGCCGUCUGAUCAAGCUUUUGUUUACCAACCUCUGGGAGUCCUUAAGCGCACCCAGGCGGCGCGACCCAUAUACGAGUCCGAUAGUGAUGAGGAGCUGUUUGAUAAAAUCAACCUGGAACCAGUGAGGAAGAAAAUGGCUCUUCAGGAAACAGUGAAAGCUUCUGCUCCAACGCCCGAGAGGACGGUGAAACCUGUGGUGAUAAAUGAGCCAUUCCUGUCGACAGCCUCAGAGAAGCAGCCUGUCUCGCAUGACUAUGUGGACUGUACUGAGUCGAACGAUGAAGACGAGGAUGAAGAUGAAGAGGCGGGCACAGCAGUGCUAACGGUAGAGGUGAAGAUGGAGGAGAAGGAAAACACAUUUGUGGAGGAAGGCGAGUCGUUGAAAAAGGCUGACUGGAAAGAUUUCUUCACCACCGAGGCACUACCUGACAGCCAGGGCAGCCGCUCGCAUUCCUGCUGCUCCAUGCCAAGCCCCGCCCCCUCCAGGAUGACAGGUUCUCAAACCCCAGAGCUGUUCAGUGAGGAGGAAGAAAUCCGGGAUGAAAACUUCAGCCUGGCCCUGUCAGACUCCAGUCAUUCCUCUCAGAACCUCCCGGACACUUUGAUACUGCGACCGGAUUCGGUCAGCAUCGACGCACAAUCCAGUGAGAGCCACAGCCGCCCGUCGGAACAGGAGGAGCUGCCAGCCUCUCAAGUGUCCUCAGACUUUGAGGUCCCCUGCAGCCCGGAGUCAAAGAUGCCUCCGGCUGCUGAGCUCAUGCUGCUGUACAGGAAGUUGGCUUCAGGAGAGGAAGUGGUCAUCAGGAAGGGAAGUCAGGGCUCAGUGUGACCACUCCCACUGCAUCUCUUUACCCUUGACCAAAAAAGACUUCCAUUAUAAUGCACUUUAAAUACCUUUUUAGACCAGAAUACUUUCACUGAGUUUGAAUAACAAAUGCUUUAAUCCAUUCCUUCUCAUUCAUGUUGAAUUAGAACAAACUUACUUGCUUUUUUUUCUUUUUUUAAAUCAAUGUUUCAUUUUGUGAGUAUUUCAUAUCACGGACCUUGUAUACUACAUUGCGUUGUUUUGUGAGGUGCAUUACUACUUCAUUCCACCCCUACUAACAAGGAUGCAUUCAAAGAUAGUAAUACUGCAAAUGGUCGAGGUCUUUAACCCAAACCAUGUAUAUUAGUGAAGAAAUUACACAUUAUUUUAAGUUUUUUUCCUGACUUUACCUUCCUUCCUCCUCUGUCUCAACACUGGAACACAUGACCCACGAUGUAAACAAUGUGCUGAUGCUUUUAUUUUGGAGGACUCAAAGUUAUAUCCGACCGGCAAAACAUUUUCACACAUUCCGAGGAUAACAUUCCUGUGGUUCUCACAUGUAAUGUGACUGUAUUUACAGUAGAUAUGCUAAUUUGCUGAGUAAAAGCAGAACCAAAACAAGGCGGCAGAAUAGUCCUCCAACUGUCAAAGGCCUCAUUAGAGGAGAAGCAGGAGGUGAGGCAGCAGGUUGACUCUUCAUUAAGUCACAGUCCGUUCCCCCACAGCGGCUUCCUGAGGGACGAAGGGUCUUUCUCACUCUCUGUGGACCACAACAGCAUUGCUUACAGGACCUGACAAUCGCCUGAGAAAGCCACAGUGUGUGAGCGGUUUGUUUGUGCGCGCUGUCUCUCAUGCUCUUCUGACCCUCCAUUGCUUGCCAGGGAAUUCUCCUCUCCACCUCUGUGCGUGUGUUCCUGCUGUUUCUCACCACAUGGGGGGAUUGAACGCUAGAAUAUUUCACCAAACACACUCAGCACUUUCUAAAGGGCUACUGCAUUGGAGUAUUUGUGAAAUAAUGUUCAGGACAUCACAUGAUAAAUAUGGCAUUGUUUUGAUUUUAUUUUUUGCUCAUGAUUGUGUUGACACAUCAUUAUUUUCUGCUAAACGCUAUGAUCAUAUUUAUCUUAUCAUGAUUGAACAUGGUUAUGCUCAGACCCAGACGGUGAUAGUGCCUCUCCUCCAUCCUGGUUGUUUUUUUUUUUUUUUUUUUAAAAACAACCAGGUU